AUGUCACAGUUUAAUGAAGGUUUGGAUAUGAAUCUGGGGAAUCAAGUAACAGUUAGUGGAAAUAUCAAUAUUUUAAUUUUUGGUCAGGAUAUUUGGGACUAUAAAGGUAGUAUCAAAAUGGGUCGAUUAAAUAUUCGGAUUGGUUUCGGAUCAUUGGGUCGUCCAACCAAUGUACUCGAAAUAGCUCCGGAAACACUGGCAACAUUGGGCACCGAUAUAUUCAUUCAACGAAAUUAA
Molecule: messenger RNA, 237 nt
Organism: Loa loa (African eye worm)
Lineage: Eukaryota; Metazoa; Nematoda; Chromadorea; Rhabditida; Onchocercidae
Exons: 2
Coding region: 1-237 (78 amino acids)
Source: RefSeq, a predicted model, not a curated record